UGUUAUUGUAUUACAUUAUUUUAAAUGGAAAAUACGUAAAGACGCUUACAAAUUUUUCAUUAAAAAAAUAAAGGCUUUUCAAUGAAAGUUUCUAGUUUAAGUAGUAUUUACAACUUUUAAGAUAGAUAUUUAUUUGUAUCUUCAAACAAUACAAUGGAGCACAGCCCCUUAGACUUUGUAGCUCAAUCAUGUAUGGAUCUCACUGAAGCUCUAAGUAGUGCAAACAACGAAGCUGAACGUGACACUCUAAUAAAUAACCAUAUCAAGAAAGUAUGGCCGUGCGUGGCACCAGUCGAAGACUUCAAAAAGAGUUUAGAGUGGAUCAAUGUUUCAGAACCAAUAAUUCUGUCGCAGCAUUGCCUCAAUAAGGUGGUAGUGUUGGACUUCUGGACUUAUUGUUGUAUAAACUGUUAUCAUGUUCUACCCGACCUGGCACAUUUAGAAAAACUGUAUACAGUUGAAAAUGGACUUGUUGUAAUUGGUGUACAUUCAGCUAAAUUCCUAAAUGAAAAAGACUACAGUAAGGUUGCAGCUGCUGUUCAACGGUACAACAUUCAGCAUCCCGUUGUGAAUGAUGCUGAGAGUUCUGUUUGGGAAGCUCUUGGUAUUAAGUGUUGGCCCACUAUACUUAUACUUGGUCUCGGUUGCAAACCAUUAUUUGUCUUUACUGGAGAAGGUCAUAAAGAUGAGCUGGUGAUGUUUGUUGAUGCAACAUUAAAACAUUUUUCAUCACGGAUAUCAAAUGCUGCAUUGCCCAUUGCAAUUUCAAACCAAACCAAAUCUAAAGAAGAUGAUGUUCUCUCAUUUCCCAGUAAGCUGGCGCUGAAUACAUUCUACAAAGGUAGAUCAGAAGAACCAUUCCUAGCUAUUGCUGAUACGGGCCACCACCGUGUUCUGUUGACGGACUGUUCUGGAAUCGUCUUACGUAUCAUUGGAGGACCAAAACCCGGAUUUAAAGAUGGAAAGUUUGCCGAAGCCCAAUUCAAUACGCCCCAGGGUCUGUGCUGGCUGUCAAGUACAGUGCUAGCAGUCUGUGACACCAACAAUCACGCGCUGCGAGCCAUACACCUUGACGACGGUACCGUGGAGCUGCUGGCCGGGACGGGACAGCAGAGCGCGCAUGGAGACCUAGGAGGUAAAUGUCUCGGAAUGCAACCGCUAUCGUCGCCGUGGGACGUGGUCCUGUACAGCACCCCGGACCUCGACAUGUCGGUGCGACCUCUCCUCCCGCCGCCCCGACCCCCGGGACAACCCGCAGACGCCGACAGAAACGACAAAAGCAACAAACCAGAGGCUACCGAUAAAGAGAAGAAGGAUGAAAAGCGACGCGUACUCGUGAUAGCUUGCGCCGGCUGCCAUCAGAUCUGGGCGCUGUUCCUGGACACUACCAUAUGGUGGAAAUACAAAACGUAUACUGAAGGUACGUGCGCGUGCAUAGCGGGGUCGGGCGCGGAGGCGGCGCGGAACAGCGCAUACCCCAACACGGCGGCCUUCGCGCAGCCCGGGGGACUCACCAUCAGGAACGGUUCAAAUCCGGAAAUGUUCAUAGCGGAUUCGGAGAGCUCCUCAAUAAGACGACUUGCAUUAAAUACUGGUCAGGUGUCCACGUUGUGCGGCGGGGACCGUAAUCCCCUGAAUCUGUUUGCGUUCGGUGACGUCGACGAGAUAGGAGUAGACGCCAAGUUUCAGCAUCCGCUGGCCGUCGCUUAUUGCGAGACCUCCAAAGUUCUGUACGUGGCCGAUACGUACAAUCACAAAAUCAAGAAAGUAGACAUCGGCCUACAGAAGGUGACGUCACUGAACCCGACCAAGAUCGAAACGACGGAGCCGGCGCAGUUCAACGAACCCUCCGGAAUAUCGAUCAGUCCCGACGGGAAAUAUCUAUACGUGGCCGACACGAACAAUCACAGCGUUAGAAUCGUUAAUCUAGUUAAGAACGUUUGUCAGGACCUGAAGGUGCGCCUCGCCGAGCCCAAGUUCACGGAGCCGGAGAACUUGAUACUGUACAAGAGCGAUCUCUUCGUGAACAGGAAAUGUGGCAGCUUAAUCAUAUAUUUCAAUGUCAGCUUGGACGUUGAUAUAAAGAAUGUUAAGUUCACACCUGGGGCGCCGCAGAAUUGGCAAAUCUGCGUCCGAGACAGCAACAAUAAGGACGUGACGCUCGACGACUUCGAUUUCGUCGGCUGCUCCAACAAAGGCUCGAAGCUCCCCGGCCGAGUCGAUAUGAAACUAAAGCAGAGAACCGAUAAGACUCAUUAUCGCUUGUACCUCAGUUUCCAUACGUCAUUGUGCGACGCGUCGGUCUGUUUCUCUCACACGUUCACGAUACGGUCCACGAUUUUGGUUCGUGACUCCGUCAAAAUGAUCGAGUCGUACAAGAUCACUUGUAAAGUGAAUCCCGUCAAUCGUGACAGUAGAACUGAUAAAACUGCCUCUUAAAUAAAUGAGUGACUGAUUUUUUGUAUGUACCCUUUGAAGAUUAUUUUAAUUUCACACAAUCACCGAAAGUUACCUGUGUAAAACGUUACAUUUGCAAUAAAUAAAUAUUUUAAUACUAAUGUAAUUUAACGAAUACU
Molecule: messenger RNA, 2576 nt
Organism: Bombyx mandarina (wild silkworm)
Lineage: Eukaryota; Metazoa; Arthropoda; Insecta; Lepidoptera; Bombycidae
Product: NHL repeat-containing protein 2
Molecular function (GO): protein binding
Source: RefSeq, a predicted model, not a curated record